AUGUCCGCGCUGGUGAUUACGUUCAGCUCUCCGACUUAUGGCACCUCGAGAACCAAGAAGAUCAAACAGCAGCCAAACCUUUUUCAAAUGUCCCGAGGCCUACCUAUCUUCUCCGAACUCGCGCAGGAGCACAAGACGGUCAAAACGGUCAGAAGACUCCGGAAAUAAUGGCACUCGUAAUCAGGCGACCAACGAAAAUCUCUGACAAUAUGCUCGUUAUGGGACCAAAAAUUUCCGACCCCGUCCAAGUGCCUGCGAUUUUUUGGCCAUAUCCGCUGCCAAAGGCAACCGACUCUCUCUGGUGGAUUUUAGCUGCAGCGAAUUUAGAAUAUUGGACUCCAGAGCUCGCUCUUGAGUGCCAAUUCUCAUCCAUAGACUCUGAAAUUCGAUUUAGCCCAAUCUUUCAGAUUUACAGAACGUCUGGUUUUGGCCAUGGGUCAUGCUUGUUAUAAUGACAAUCCACUGAGCGCUGGAGAUCGACCCGAACUCAAGAAUUUUUCCAAGUUCCCGCGCUGUUCAAUGGCAGCCCCAAUUGCUUUUCAUGAAUGCUCAACGAUGGAAUCUCGCGUUCAGAAGUCCUUCACGAACCAUGGUCAAGUCCAUCAAGCUGUUGAACUACUGGAACAGCUGGCUGCGUUGUGUCCUGAAGUCGAGUCUGGAGAAGCCUCUGUCGUUGUACUCUCUCCAUAUGCAGCAGCCGUCACUGAGGUACGUUCCAUGCUGCCUGAAGUCCUCCAGAAAUUUCCGGCAAUGCGAGUUCGCGUAGCAACCGUUGAUCAGUAUCAAGGACAGGAAGCCGAGGUCGCUUUCUUCAUAACUACUCGAACCGCGACGCAAAGUAAGAACGAUUUUGCUUCAUACUCCCCACGCACCACGGUGGCCCUCACAAGGGCGCGUCAAGCCUUAGUGAUCCUUGGACGUCGCUCGUACAUCAAUCAUCACGCCAGCAUCGAGCUGCAAAAACUCCUGGAAUACGCUCGCAUUUCAUUUUCUGUUUCAUUUUUGUUUUCGAGUGCUUAUUAUUCCUAUAUCUUGCCUUUAUACAGUCCCUUUAUUAUUGUCAUGUCUGCAUAUUACCCUUCACACCAUUUGAUGUCAACGUCUCAAAUGUUCCUCUCGAUCGGCAAUAUUUUACAUUUGCAUAUCUCGUUGCUCUGGCAAUUCACAGUAAUCACUUUUGUUCUACUUUCAGAUCACCGCAAAACACCUUCAUCAGUACACCACUUCAUCCCCGCGCUGGUCCUAAAAUAAAAGGGUGGAGGAGUAAGACAUUGGAUGUCUUGAGGAAUAUCUGGCCUGGUUUUGAGCCCUGAUCCGCGGUUGACCCGCGCUCCCCUUCCGUGAUCCGGGCGCUAAUUUUGGCCGGUUAUUUUUGGCCCUCAUUUUGGCCCUACAAACUACAGGAGUCAAAAAGGACACCGAUGCCUCACACCUGGUGAGUCACCUGCGAGGAGGCCUGAGGGCAGAACUUUCAGGAGGGUUCUGGAAGCUCCAUAAUUUUCCAUAAUUAGCGGCCACUGCAAACUACGAUGGGCGCAGCACAGAGCACAUGGGAAUGGCCUCAAGAUCACCAGUUGCCCCGCCCAGGAUCAAGCACUAUAUAAGACGGCAUCAGCGCCUCUGCCAGGACGUCCACCCAGAGGAUAACCUCUAG
Molecule: messenger RNA, 1654 nt
Organism: Bursaphelenchus xylophilus (pine wood nematode)
Lineage: Eukaryota; Metazoa; Nematoda; Chromadorea; Rhabditida; Aphelenchoididae
Source: the annotation of a GenBank genome assembly